ACACAAAUCAGAUAAUGUUUCUCGCUAAAUAUUCCUAUUCCUAAAUAAAGUUAUUCCAUGUGUUUUAUUAUUCUACAAGAUGUCACCCACUCAAAGGUGAUUGAUUUUUCCUGUUUUAUUAGUAGCACGUGUACAUAACGCCAGAUAGCCCAACUCUUUGGCUUCUGCUUAACAAUGCUCUCUCAUGACUCAUCUUGGAUUCGUUUGACAAUGACAUAAACCUAAACCGAAUUGCGCAACGGGCAUAUAAGGUGAGAUUUCGGUCCUUAGAAAAACUUAAAAUAGUUAAAGUAAAUGAAGAUUAGUCAUAGUUUUUACUAUAGAAAAAAAUAAAGGACUCUACAAAUAAUAACAGAAAUAACACUGUCUUAUAAUAAGCCGCACUAAUUAAUUCAUUAUGAAUUGAAAACUUGGAUAUAGAGCAGCGAAGGCUAACUGUUUUACUUCAACGCUGACGCCUUAUUGGAUACUGCGAGGUAAAAUGAAGUUUCAUGCUACCCAAAAUCGGUGUAUCUGGUAUCGUUUUGAUAAGGGCAUGACUCCCAUAUUCUGUUAUCAAUCAACGGCACGUACACUGCGCUGGUGUUCAUUUGGUUGAUGUACAACGAAUUUUUCGUCAUCAACUUUAGUUGUAAUCUUAAAUUAGGGGUUUGUAUCUGUUCAAGUUUAAAUCUAUUCCUAGUUUAGACCUGCAGGCUUUUUCAAUACGAGUUUGGUUAGCAAUUUGAAAAAGUUAGUAAAAAUGGUAUCAGCGCUGAUAGCGUGAUCGUGGCAGCAAUGCCCAAACCAUUAAAGACAAAAGGGACCGAGGCAACUUGCGACACACGUUACCGUUUAACUCCCGUAGCUGCAAGCUCGUCGGCGCAUGCAUUACCACUAAUGGCGCCAUUUCUUUUAUCAAGAGAAAGCAGUAGACUAAGAUCAGCAGCACUCGUGGUAGAAUCAGAUAGUGCCCCAACGGCAAAGUUGCCUUGCCAACCGAAGCGGCAUCGGGGCUUGGGUGUCGAACAUCUCGUUUCGACAUUCACUCUAUUUGACUUCCACAUAUUUUCGAUGGGUUUAGGCUUUCUCCCUUUAAUUCCUAAGCCCCACGGAAAUACGAAAUUAUCCCCAUCCUAAUGAAAAAUGUUAACGAGUAGAGCAAGCUUUGCCGCUUUUCGCUGCAGUAGCUUGAACAUCGCUGAAGUCUUACGUUAAAACUGAAGCCGUUUGCGAUGCCGAAGCCACGUCGAUCCGACCCGUAUUCGUUCGAGCAAAGCAUUAGGCCAAACUUUCGUCCUAACCCUCUUAAGCCUCUAGUUUUAAACAAGAAGCAACCGCUGAACAGCAGAGCAGUAUACUCAUCAAGAACAGAUACUGCUAGCCAUCGUCUAUUGCUGAUUCAAAAUUUACGCGCUUCCACAGUUGCCACCCAAAUCGAGUAGAGCCAAACGUUGCGCGACGAUCUGAACCCCACAGAGAUCACAACCUAACCUCUUUUUUACCGACUUCAUACAGCUCUGCUUUCUUUUUCCAUUGACGCUGCUGCUUCACUCUGGGCUUACCCGCAGACACGCGCAGUAACAAAUAUAUAUACAAAAAGGGGGAGAUCGCAAAUUGCACAGGCUAUGUCUUUUGAUGAGCCGAUCACUAUGCAUAGGGCUUUGUAUGUCUGCCUGUAGGACUUUAAUGUGUCCCAGAAGAUCACUGGAUUAACGCCAAUUAAGCCCUCUGUUUUUCGCUAAAUAAUCUGCCGCCUCUCUCGGCUGUUACUGUAAUUCGUUGGUCUUGCAAGCUACAUACAAUACAUACUAUUCUGAGUAUAGUGCAUCGGAUGUAGCAUACCAACAGCAAGCUGGGAUUGUAUGGGGAACAUACAGCCUCAAGUAGACUAGUUGCGCACAGAUCGACAACUGCCGACUGAUAGAGACGUUCUUAGCUCGUCAAAAAACAAAAGCUACAGGCUUCGAUCAAUAGUACGUGAAACGCAAUCGCCGUCGUUGGGGUUGGCCAAGGGGUUUUUGCAGAAUCGCACUUUUUUAUAGCUGCUUGCAUGAAACGGGUUCUCCCAAAGGAUAUCUUCUCAGCCUUCUUGUCUUAUCAUCGAUAGCCUUGUGGGUAUUACCCCUAUAAUAAUGUGCAUUAAUAACUGUUCAUGCUGCAGUAGCUACUGUUUUCGAUGCGCGUAGUCUCUCUGAGAUGUAACAGCAAAACGAAUCCAGACACAGACGACACGUGUAAGAAUUCUGGCGGCAAGAAGCAACAGUAAAAAGGACUUGCCCUAACAAGGGCUAAAAAGACGAGCAACAUCGUAGAAAGUAAGAAUCAUUUUGUCAUAAUGAAAACACCGUCAUGCAGCAAAUGAAAACAUUAAACGAGAAGUUGGACCGAUGCGCAGAAUUGCCUGGCAAAAGCAUUGUACGACAAUCACGCGGAAUCACCAGAGGAACUCGAAUUUCAGAAGGGUGAUGUACUGACCGUGCUCGAACAGAACCCCAACGGAUUACAAGGAUGGUGGCUCUGUGCUCUUCGAGGACGUCAGGGUAUCGCCCCAGGAAACCGGUUACGCCUAAUGCCGUACAUGUACGAUCCAACUGGACUAGGAUUUGCUACAGGGGUCGUGGCUCACAAUGUGGCGAUGACCUCUAGUGCUCCACACAACCAUAUCCAACAGUGCCCAGCUGGGCUUACCGUAACGGGCUGCACGACCCUGCCGAAUCGCGGCUCGAACGCCAAUAGAAGACCCCCAACUGCUGUGGGCGUGGGGGGUCCUCCAGCUGGCGCUCGGGUCGUCCUUCCAGUACGGCAUGGUGAUGUUUUUGUCUAUGACACCCCGCAGGUGGGGAUGGGUACUGGAGGCGGGGGUGGACUCAGUGGACGUUCCGAGUACGAUGUCCCAGCCGUAGCGACCCUGCCUCGAGCCAAUCUCCAUACCCGUGACGGCAUUCUGGUGCAGACAACGCCGAAGCUACAAACGUUCGCGGUCCCAUCAACUCAAAGCCAAAAUUACGAUGAGCCGAAGCCUUCAUCAAAGCUUAGUGGAAAUGGUGGAUGCCAGUAUGAUAUACCGCGCGGCAUCAAUCAACAUUUCCGUGGAAUGUCCCUCUCGGACGGUCAGUACGAUUUCCCACAGGCGCAAGGAGCAAAGGCUGUCAAUGGAACAGCUCCCGAAGCGGCAGGAGCUGAUCACGCCGAGUACGACGCCCCCGCUGCGCGUAGCGCUGUGGCACCCCUCAAAGCGGCUUCUUUGUACGACAAACCACCAAACCAACAACAGCAAACCCAUCAAAAACUCGACAUGAGUACAUUCAAGGAAAAGUGUCCUUCGUACGAUGUGCCGGUGGCAUCCGCCGUGACGAACGCAAGGAUGUCCUUUCACUCACAAGGAUCUAGUUCCGGUGUGACGGGUAGUCAGAGUAGCCUAAAUACAAGCCUCUCCAGUGGAGGAGGAUCAAAUAGAUCAUCAUUGGAACAGCAAGCCGAGGAAGCGUACGAUAUCCCGCAGUUAGGCCAUAAAAGGCCUACUGGUGGAUUGGAUACAACACCCACUGGCCUUCUCAAGAUUGCCUCCGCCACAGGAAGGGCUUCCGGUAAUAGCGUUUAUGAUACACCACCACAGGUAACCCGUGACAUCCCCGUGCCGUCCAAUUUUAGUAUGGAAGCGGCAGAGUACGUUUCUCUACCACCGGGAGGAGGAAACACUUCUGUAGGUUCGAAUAUUGACCCACCAUCAGCACGAGAAGCCGUUCCCCUUGAACUUCAUUCGUCCCUGGAAGCUCUCGUCAUACACCAGCAGGAGGUCCAAGCAGCGGCACAGUUACUUUUCGCGUCGUUAGCCGCAACUAGCCAGACGCAGAGUCAAACGGCAAAGGAAAGUCGCGAAAGCAUGCGGGUGCCUUGUCAUACGUUGCUCAACAGCGUUCGAGGCUUCUUCACGUUCGCACGUGGCGCGGUCAACAGUGCCCGUUCUAAUGCUCCCGAUACAAAAAUGGUCGCCAAAAUCGAGCGUCUUGUACAAACCCUAGCGACAUCGUACUCAGUUAUUGCUGAUGCCUGCGCCGCUAUGGACAAACUUGAUUGGCAGUGCCACAAUAAACAGGGUGAACGUGAUGACUUUGAUCGCCUGGUUGCAUGCGCUCGAAGUUUGACUGACGACGUUCAGCAGAUCAGUCUGUGCGUACAAGGCAACGCCACGCUAAUCUUUCGGCGAACACCGCCAGCCCAGGAAAUUCGUCAGCGGCCGCUACCUCGACUACCAUCGACAGAUGGACUACGAGCUGGACAAGCGGCCGACACGACUGACGGCAAAGAGCCCGACUACAGCGAAUAUGAUUACAUUCAAAUGCAGAAUGAAACGCCGAUAGAGAAAACCGGAACUACUGCCGAACUGGCGCCGCAGCACGAUUUUGGAGCUCACUACGACAGCUUACUCAAGAGAUCACAGGAAAUGAUCGCUGACAAGUCAACUGUCGCAGAAGUGCCAGCCCACGUAUGCAAUGACCACAUGCUACGAGAGUAUUAUUCCCCUCGGCUUAACGAUGCGAUAUCCUACCUUAGUGAAUCGAUCUCCGCUUUUCUCGCAGCCAUCGAAAAGAACCGACCGCCACGCAUAUUUGUUGAACAUACGAAAUUCGUAUUGAUUGCCGCGCAUCGCGUUGCUUGCAUCGGCGAUACGCUACAUCGGCAUCUAGCCGAUCAUGGCGAGAGCGAGAAGUUUCGUCGUUGCUCAGAAAAGAUUUCUACCUCGUUAAGGCUUCUUGUAGACACAACGAAGCGAGCAGCUCUGCAUUUCCCAGCCGUGGUGGCUAUCCAGGAAAUGGUCGAUACAGUAAUGGCUGUGAGCCAUCUGUGUCACGCACUCAAAGGCUGUUUUGUCGUUAACACACCCCAGCUUCAACAAGCCGAGCAACAACAACAACAACAGCUGCAGACAGCCUCUUCUGCUACACCGGCGGGGAUGAUUGUCAACUAAAAGGACAAACUGGAAAAAGAAAACCGCACAGAAAGUCGUGGAUGUAACAAACUAUGGUUAUUCGAUUUUGGUGUUUGGAGAAAGGUAACCUCCCAUUCGUCUUCUAACUGAUCCGCUCUGGUUCUAAAAGUCAAUACUUAAAAUCCCGUCAACGAACCUGUACGAAAAAAUAUACCUACAAACUGCUCGUAGCGUAGAAAUGCGAAAGUUGUCUUAUCUAUGUAGCGUAUUUGGGGAAGCUCAGAAGCCAGUAAUGCCUCAAAUUUACAUACAGAGUUACUAUGCUUCGAGUUAUUUGAAGAGAACAGCUCGUUCCAGCUCUGCUACUGAAAGUAUCGUUAAAAAAACUGGUUUGGUGUUAUCUGGAAAAACCAUUUCGUUUUGGCGGCACAAUUGUUGCGGGGUUAUAUCGGAAGGCAGUUUGUCGGAUGCCCCGUUUGGAUGCCCCCGUAUAUAUAUAUAUAUAUAUAUAUAUAUAUAUGCAAAGUUCAACUAAAACAAAAAUGCAGAAAACGACUAAGAAGUUCUGCAAGCUGUAGCUUCAUAGCCCAUUUAAGCAGAGGAUGCUUAAAUGGACUAUGGAACUGCACGAAAUGUGAGUGGGUGUAAUUGUAGAACCUAGCCUUAAGGAUAUGACUAAGCGGUAACUUGUAGUUGCAACAUGUGAAUCAGUGCAAUUAUCUGAAGCUCCUGUAAAUUAUGUCGAAAAGAACAGAUCAUAAAGUAUGUUUAUGUAGAGACGCAAGUGAAAUAGAUCGGAAGUGUUGCAACCGGUAUAAAUAGAUCUUACUGGACAAUGCUAAUGAAUUGUCGUUUAAGAAAAUCAGUUACAAGACAAAACAACAGACAACCCCCUGACGAGCCAGGUAUCUAACACAAUGUCAAGCGUCCUUGUUCUAUUAUAGUAUUCCAUUGGGCAGACACAAAUUUCCCCAGGUAUUAAAACAUUAUAUUAAUAUUAAUGAAACUUAAAAACGGGGUUGUUUGAGAAGCUA
Messenger RNA from Varroa destructor (honeybee mite), 5946 nucleotides. RefSeq names its product Serine_rich_CAS and FAT-like_CAS_C domain-containing protein p130CAS (gene p130CAS). NCBI's taxonomy places the organism in Eukaryota, Metazoa, Arthropoda, Arachnida, Mesostigmata, Varroidae. Gene Ontology annotation, biological process: cell surface receptor protein tyrosine kinase signaling pathway; cell migration. Gene Ontology annotation, cellular component: cytoplasm; plasma membrane. The record is from RefSeq and is a predicted model, not a curated record. Gene Ontology annotation, molecular function: protein binding.